Molecule: messenger RNA, 1203 nt
Organism: Darwinula stevensoni
Lineage: Eukaryota; Metazoa; Arthropoda; Ostracoda; Podocopida; Darwinulidae
Source: the annotation of a GenBank genome assembly
AUGCUGCUCUGUGUCACCCUGUAUUUGGGCGGGAUCAUUUUCAUCCUGUUCAUCCUCCUAAAUAUCAACUGUGAUCCUCCUCUGUACUUUUACAAGUACUUCAGGAAGUCGCCAGAGGUUCUAAAGGGGAAGGUGGCGUGGAUAACGGGAGCAGGGUCGGGGAUUGGGAAGCAGCUGGCUUUAAGCUUGGCCAAGGUCGGAACCAAGCUUGUCCUUCACAGUCUCCAAGGAGAAGAUCUGGAAUCCGUAAGAGCCCUCUGUCUCGAGGCUGCACAAGGUCGACUGAGCGAAGAAGACUUUCUCAUCAUAUACGGUGACGUCGCUGGUUUUGGAAUUCAAGAAAUAUGGGUGGAAAAAGUUCUGCGACAUUUCAAGAAGGUAGACAUCCUGAUAAACAACGCGGGGCUAUCGGCCUUCCAGACGGUGUUUGAAUCUUCUUCGAACAUGGUUAGGAGAUUGUUUGACGCGAACUUCUUUGGCAGCAUCUGGCUGACCAAAGCCCUCCUGCCUCAUUUCAGACAGAGGAAAACAGGGCACAUCGUCGUGCUCUCUAGUGUCCUUGCAUUCUUCUCAACUCCCAAUUCUUCUGCCUAUUGCGCUUCCAAACAGGCAAUUCGAGGAUUCUACGAUUCUCUUCGUGUGGAGGAAGCCAAGCAUGGGAUCAAAGUCACGAUCUUGUUUCCCGGAGGAGUUAAAACAAAUAUCAUCAGGAAUUUUCUAAAGAAGGAUGGAGUCACCAUCAACAUGGUUCGGAAGAAUCUAUUUUCUCAAGACAUGCUCGUCUGUGCCGCCUUAUGUCUGAGUGGGAUUGCCCUCAUCCUUUUCCUCCUGCUCAAAAUUGAUUGCGAUCCUUUGCUCUACUUCUGCAAAUACUUCGGAAAGUCGCCAGAUGAGAGUGCAAAUCUCUCGUUCCAUAAUCAUCUAGAGGCACUCAGGGGGAAAGUUGUUUGGAUCACGGGUGCGGGGUCAGGGAUUGGGAGGCAACUGGCCUUCGCCUUGGCCAAGGUCGGGGCCAAGCUUGUCCUUCACAGCCUCCAAGGGGAAGAUCUCGACUCCGUGAGAACAGUCUGUCUCGAAAAUGCACAAGGUCGGCUGAGUGAUGAAGACAUUCUCCUCAUACACGGAGACGUCGCUCAUUUUGAUAUGCACGAAAAAUGGGUGGAGCAAGUUCUGCUGCAUUUUGGAAAGGUGCGCCAUUAUUGA